Molecule: messenger RNA, 1152 nt
Organism: Talaromyces marneffei
Lineage: Eukaryota; Fungi; Ascomycota; Eurotiomycetes; Eurotiales; Trichocomaceae
Exons: 3
Coding region: 1-1152 (383 amino acids)
Source: RefSeq, a predicted model, not a curated record
AUGAAGAUGCGGUAUCUGACGAGGCUGAAUAUGCUUGGCAGUCUUGCCUUCAUCAGCAUAUUAAUCGCUUUGUCUCUGUUAUAUACAUCCGGCAACUUCCACACAGUCGGCAACAAGUUGAGUCUGAAGGGGACUGGUUCUACAACCAGCGAGGUUGCCGAGGAAAACCAAGUAAAUGACGUUCCUGCCUCCCCAAUUCCAACCGAUGUCGACCACAGACUGGUUGUGUUUGGAGAUGCCUGGAGUGCCAUUGGUUCGCGAUUAGCUGAGCAAGGGCAAGCUUGGCCGGAGUGGUUAUGUUCAAUGUGGCCAUGUCGAUUGGAAACAUAUGCGCAGAGGGAACAUGUCUGCGAAAGCUCUGUCUGCGGAUCCGUUGUCGACGAAACCGAACUCCACACCAUCGUUUCUGAUGCCGCCCGGUCCUUGGAGUCACUUCCAGACCUUCGCAGCCAGAUUGACCAAUGGCUUGCUGCAGAGCUGAAAGCAACACAAACUGAUACAGCCGGCGGUGAUUUGAAGGUGCGAUCAAACAAUACCAUUUUCGCUUUAUCAUUCCUCAUCUGGGACAUCUGGAAGUUUAACGGAGUGUCGAUGGAGGAUACGGAAAAGUCCAUGGAGCGUAGCCUCGAUACCAUUUUCCAGCAAUUAGAUCGCCUUGCAGAGUAUACCGAUUCUAAUGAUCUUCGAAUUAUGUUGAUGAUGUCUAUUGAUCCCACGUUCUUGCCGGCGUUUGACCCAACUCGGGGACAGAAGGAUAUGAUCGAUAUCGUCACCGAAUGGAACAACAACCUUAAAGAAAAGGCCAAUUACUGGGAGAGCGGGUCGGUGUAUGUCUUCAACACGAAUGAAUUCCUCAACAAUCAAAUCAGAUCACGCCAGUUUUACUUGGCAGGGAUGCUUGACGGACACGGGCUAGGAAAUCAAAACCCCUGGGAUGAUGUUGAAAACCCAUGCGUUUCAAGCCAGGGUACUUGGCUGCCAUUCCUAGGUAACAAGGACCAGCGGUGUGAGAAUCCAGAAAGAUUCCUCUUUUGGGAUGGCUUGCAUCUCGGGCCGACAGCUAAUCAGAUGAUGGCUACGGAGAUGUUUCACGAUAUUGAGAAUCUGUGGGCCAAAGAUUCGAAUUCGACAGAGUCGACAGAGUCGACAUAA